CUUUUGUUCAAAUUUGGCAAUAAAUUAACUCAAAUUCGCAACGAAAAUAUGCAUAAAAUGUGUACCAAUCAACCUGCAUGUGAUUUUCCAUGAAAAAUUGCCAAAUACAUAACGUUCUCGUGCAUUAUAAACGUUUUCCGCAAAACACUGUCUGUACGAAGGCUUUUGUAACUAAAACUCCGUUUUGACAUCACUUUCAUCAUAAUCUGAAUAAAAAUAAUAAUAAUACAACAAAACAAAUAAAAAAUAAAAAAAAAAACAAAAAAAACACCAUCGAAAACGAAUCAAAAAAUAAAAUAAUAAUAAAUCAUCUAAUAAAAAUAAAAGAGUUACAUACCAACAAAAUAAAAAUAAAUGGAAAAACAAAAUAAAAACAACAACAACUACAACAAAGCUCAAAAAGUCUAAGAGGCGAAUAAACCGAAGGGGCAUCUGCCAUAAACUUUUAGUUUUGAAUUUCCUUUGUUUUCGUUUGCGAAUUUGCUUCGAAAAUUCAACAAAAAACUCCUCUCGACCGACAACAACAACUACAGCAAACUUACCGCUGCAUGCCGAAAAGCUCAGAAGAAGAAGCGGUAAAAGGAAUUAUCGUGUGCAACGGUGAGCGGAAGAAGAGUCUUCACUCUAUCUGCGUGAAUGUGUGUGUGAGAGUGCGUCUCUGUGUCUGAGAUUCUACGGGUGUGAGCGAAAGAGGCGACAUAGCGACUGCGCAUCUGUGCAAACUAAACAACAACAACAAGAAGAAAACAAGCCAAGCUUGAAACGAAGACUUUCAAAACCAACAACAUCAACAACAACAAACCAAACAAAAUUCAAAUACACUUGAAACGCUGUGAAAUUAACUCGUCAAUACUCAAAGCAACAACAAAACGAAAGAAGAAGAGAAAGAGAAAUCAACUGAAUUAAAAACGGAGUUUGAAGUCUUAACAAACACAAUUACAAAAUUCAAAACCACACGCACGCACUAAAAACAAAACAAAAACCACAUCUAAAAGAACCUAGUAACUGUUAAAAAAAGAACAGCGAAAAAUAAUAUAAAAACGCGACGCUGAGGCGUUGACGUUGAACGUCAAGCUCGAAUAACUGAAGGAUAGAAGAAAACAUCAACAAUAGCAACAACAGCAGCAAAAAACACACACGUUAAACAAUCCCAAAAUUCCUCAUUUUUUUCCUGAAAGCUUUAAUUUAAUUACGAAUUUUUUUGUUAAGUCAAAGUGAAUUCAAUUUGCUAAAAAAAGAAAAGAAAAAAUAAAAAAAAUUAUUUAAAAUUAAGACAACAACAAAAACGCCGCCUCUACUACAACAAGAACAGGAACAAAGGAUAUAGAAGAGAAGAGAGAGAGAGAGAGAGAGAGAUAAAAAGAGGAACACAAACAGCAAAAGCAACACCAACAAACAACUGAAUUAAAGUUUUAAAGUACAAAAUAACCGGGAGUAAAAAGAAAAACAACAACAACAAAACAAACAAACAACUAAUUUAAACAUAUUAACAAAAACAUUUAAUUUAAACGCAACAUCAAUUUAAAUUAUUUAAUUAAGCAAACAAAAAAAUACUGUAGCCUAAGACGAUAAACAAAAAAAAAAAAAAAAAACUAAAAAAUAAAAAUAUAUUUCGCCUGCCAAGCGGCGGCCGUGUGAAGAAGUGCAAAAGAGAAAGGCAGCGAUCGCGUGAAGGAAAGACAGAGUUGGAGAGUGUUUUAGAAAGUUCCGCCUUGUAAAAGAAGAACAAAAACAAAUUUAAAAGCAAAGCAAACGAUAAAGCAACAAUUGUGCCGCAAAAGAAAACAAAAACCACAAAAAGCAACAAGCAAAAAAUGUACUAAAAAAAAGUAAAAAAAAAAACAAAAAUUAAAAAAAAAAAAACAAAAACAAAAAAACGAGCAACUAAAAAACGGUAACAAUAAAGAAAAACAUUUAAAACCAAAAAUCUACAAGAAUUCUAUUAAUUUUAAGUAACUUUUACAAAAAUAAAUAAAAACAAAAAACACAAAAUGAAGAAGACCCCAGCAACAGAAACAACUGAGUAACACAUAAAAUACAAACAAAAAAUUAAAAAAAAAGGACAACAAAAAAUUCAAUCGCAACUUAGCCAAUAAAAACAAGAAAAUUGUAAAUAAAUGAAAUUAAAAAACUGAAAAACCCAGAAGAGAAACGUCGAAAACUGAAAAACUGCGGCCUUUGUGCCCGAAAACCAAACAGUUUUUUAUUUUUAAUAAUAAACUAUUGUUUAUAUUUAAAUAGUUUUCAUUUUUUUUAUAAGUGUACCUAGUGAGAAAUGUUAAAAGUCUAAAUGAGAUAACGAUUAAAAGCAACUGAAACAAAAAGAAAGUAAAAAGAAAAGAAAACAAAAAAAAAACAAAUUCAAAGAAAGAUUUAACAACUCUGUGAUAAUUACUGUAAAUUUAUAAAUAUAAAUAAAUAAAAAAUACGCAAAAAUCGCAAAAAAAGAAAAUCUCUGCAUAAAUAACAAGAAAUGAACACUAAAACAAAACAAUUGUAAUUUUUAACAAUAGAAAAACAAAAGAGAGACAGACGAAGUAAUAAGAAGAGGAGAAGUACGAACAUCUUAAACAACAACUUUAUACAUAAGAGCAAAUGCAAAUUAAAAGAUAAAAACAUUGAAACAAAUUCGUGAUAUCUUAAAGGACUUCGAUACAUAUACUAUAGUAUAUUAUAUAUUAUAUUAUAUAAACUCUAAGUAAAUAAGCUUAACUUGAUAAGCAAAAAAAAACAAAAAACAAAAACAAAUGAAAACCCAUAAGUGAAAAAUACAACAACAACCAACAACAAAAGGAAAAACAAAAAAACCCUAGGUUAAAAAAAGACUUUAAACAAAACGCGCAUUCAAAAAAUAUAUAUUUAAAAACAAACGGGAAAAAAACGAAAUAAACACAAAAAAACGUAGGCUUAAAGUUCAACAUAGUAAAAAUAAAAAAAUAAAAAACCCAGCAACAAUUAAAGAGUAUCUAUCUAUAUAUAUUAACGAUAAAACUAAACAAUAUAAACUCAUAAUAUGUGCAUAGUGAAUAGUAAACGAAACAGCAAUAAUAACAUUACAAAACGUGUAACCGAAAAGUAAUAGCAACAACAACAAGAGAAACACCAAUCUACAACAACAACAACAACAACAAACAUACAGCGAAAUAACGGAUCACUUCUGUGCAGCCCUCGUCAAGAGCAUCGUUGAGCAGCCGCAGCCCUGUCAGGCAGCCAAGCUGCGAGCGACAUUGAGAGAGAAGAGAGAGUGAAAAGCUUGGUUUGUAACAAAACAACAAAAAAUUAAAAAGUAUAUAAAGAUAAAUCACUAAUACUUCCUAAAAACCACAACGAUUGCCUACAAAUAUAUAUAUAUAUAUUAUAUAAAUGUAUAUGUAUAUUAGAGAAAAACAAAAACAAACAAUAUAACAACAAACAUAUUAAUCACUCGCCCCUUCUCCCCCCAAAAUAAAAAAUCAAACAUCUAAUAUAUCAAACAAAAGCUCUAAAAAAAUAAACAAAAAGUAAUUUAAUAAAAAUUAAAAAUAAAAGUAUUCCGUAAAGCGCCCCAGUGUAUUUUUCUAGUAAAACUAAAAGAAAAAAGUAAAAAAAAAACAAAAACAUAACUCGAACAUAUGAACAAAUCGCAAUAAAUAGUUAAAGAAAUUUCAAAAGUUUUUCAUGUAACAACUACAAACCAACCAACAAAACAACCAAGCAACCAACGGCAGCAGCUAAUGCAUUUUCAUCAGAUUACGAAUAUAUAUAUAUAUAUUUUUAAAACACGAAGCAGCCGCAACUUCAACUAACAACCAACUACAACAAACAACAAGGAAACACCAACAACUAUAACAAUUAAAAACUGAACAUUAACAUUAUAUAAUUGUCGGCAUUUUUUUACAUACAUUUCUUGGGGCCAGUUGCCCCAAAAUCCCCAAAAGCAAAAAACCAACAAAGUUAUAAAAGAGAGGUGACAACCCAGAACAACAACAACAACAAACAAGAACAGAAACAACAACAACAACAAAUGAUUGUUUUUCUUUUUUAUUAACUUCGAAGACAAGGAAUUUCAGUGCCUCUUGUGCCAGUGUUUAGCCAAAAUAUAUAUACACAACAAAUACGUAUUUAUUGCUUAGUUUUUUUCUCUUUGAUAUAAAAAUAAUUACACUAAAAAUCGAAAAUAAAAUAUUGAUAAAAACAAAAAGAACAUUUCAUAAUAAAAAGAACAUUAAUUAAUAGAUUCGAUAGUAGUAGGUCAGUUUUUGAUCCGCUCCAAAACGCGCUCGCUCUAUUUAAAUCGUUCACCAUUCUCGUCGUCAUCCGUCGUCGUCAUCAUCAUCAUCGUUGUCGCGUCGUCACCAUCAACUAUAACCACAACAACAACAAACAGCAAUCAUCGUUUGAUCAUCAUAAUUACAAAUCAAACAACAAACCAGUCUCCUUGCGCUAGUCCGCUAUCAGCAUUUUCUAUAACAUCCAAAACAAAGCAAAACCAAUUAACAACAUGAAUACACAAUCCAAAGGAUAUCGCACUGGCGAAGAAAUCUAUGAUAAUUUGCACUUCGAUAUGUCUGCCAUACGCAGCUUGAGCAUACCGACAACUUUCCCGACAAUUAGCACUUUUACGCUAGACUCGACCACGUUGGGUCUGCAGCCGCAAUCGCAUGGACCGCAAACACCAUCGUCCGUGCAAAUGGCAAUGGGUCAACAACAACAACAGCAGCAGCAACAGCAAAAUAUGCAUCACCAUCAGCAGCAGCAACAUAUGCAGCAGCAACAUCAUCAGCAGCAGCAGCAACAACAACAGCAUCAUCAGCAGCAACAACAUCAGCAGCAUCAACAGCAGCAACAUCAGCAGCAGCAACAACAACAGCAACAUCAGCAGCAACAUCAGCAGCAGCAGCAGCAACAACAUCCCAGCAUUGGAAUGUUUGAUGCAAAUGAGGUCAACGAUAUCCUUCAGAAUCCGCCACAAAUUGGCGUCUUUCAAUCCAAUAGCGUGCUGAACAACGGCGCUGGCAGCUCAUCGUCCAUUUUUGGCUCACAAUCGAGCAAUUCCUCAGCAGCAGCAUCGGCAGCCAACGAUCCGAAUCAGGCCACACGCGAAACUGGCAUCAUUGAGAAGCUGCUGCAUUCGUAUGGAUUCAUUCAGUGCUGCGAGCGUCAGGCACGUUUGUUCUUUCAUUUCUCGCAGUUCACUGGCAAUAUUGAUCAUCUGAAGAUCGGUGAUCCCGUUGAAUUUGAGAUGACCUAUGACCGACGCACCGGCAAACCGAUUGCUAGUCAAGUAUCGAAGAUUGCGCCCGAGGUGGUGCUCUCCGAGGAGCGUGUCACCGGCACUGUGACCACCGAGCUGCGCACCGAUAGCGCCAACAAUGUGCUCAGCUCCAGCGAGACAACCGGUCGCAUUAGUUAUGAGAAUCGCGGCGAAUGCUUCUUUCUACCCUAUACCAAAGACGAUGUCGAGGGCAAUGUCAAUUUGCGGGCUGGCGAUAAGGUCAGCUUUCAAAUUGCAACGAACCAAAGAGGCAACCUGGGCGCGUGCCAUAUUCGGCUAGAGAAUCCGGCUCAACCGGUCAAAUAUCGUGGCGUUGUGUGCUCAAUGAAGGAAUCGUUUGGCUUCAUUGAACGCGCUGAUGUCGUUAAGGAGAUCUUUUUCCAUUUCUCCGAGGCCGAGGGUAAUGUUGAGCUGCGUCCUGGCGACGAUGUCGAGUUCACCAUACAGACACGGAGCUCUGCCUCUGUGCCGCCGCAGGGUCGUGAAUUUGCCUGCAACAUAACUCGUUUGCCGCCCGGUUCGGUUAUUUUCGAAGAUGUCGAUAGCACCAUUUACAAGGGACAAGUGCUCAAAUCGUUGGAUCGCAACAAUGCGGUGCGUCAGAACAAUGAUCCGUUGCCGGGACGUAUACGCUAUCGUGCACCUGAUUACUCUGAGGUGGAGGUGCCAUUUGGCGAUAAGGAUCAAAAGGGUGAUUUCACUUUGCGUCACGGCGAUUGGGUGCAGUUCCUGUUGGCCACCGACCGCAGGGAUCAAUUGCAGCGAGCCACAUCCAUUGCCCUGCUGGACGAGACGUUCAAGGUGUCCGGCGAGAAGAGGGAACAGGGCACAAUUGCCUCGCUCAAAGAGGGCUUUGGAUUCUUGCGCUGUGUGGAGCGUCAACCGCGCUUAUUUUUCCACUUUACUGAGGUGCUCGAUACGAGCCGUGAGAUUGAUGUCAACGAUGAGGUGGAGUUCACUGUCAUUCAGGAGCCCGGCCUUGCCUAUAAUAACUCGCGUUUGCAGGCCAUACGCAUUAAGCAUCUACCGCCCAAUUCAGUGCAAUUUGAAACUCUAAUGGCCAGCAACAUUGAGGGCUGCGUGACACGCGAGGCACCCAAGAGUCCAAUUAAAUCUCAGGAUCGCGUCGAGGGUGGCGUCAUCACCUACGAGCAUGGCGAUGUUAAAAAGACUAUUAUGUAUUUUCUUAAAGACUGCGAAAAACCACCAAGAAUCGGCGAGCGUGUACGCUUCGAUAUUUAUAUGGUUAAACGUAAUAAGGAAUUUAUUGCCGUCAAUGUGCAGCAAAUUUCACUGCAACAACAACAGCAGCAACAACAACAACUUUUGAACCAACAGGUCGCUAAUCAGCAACAGCCUGGCGUUAAUAUAAAUCAGAAUGAUCAAAUGUUGAUAACCAAUGGCAUCAACUCGAUUGCCAAUGCCAUGCAGAAUGGCUACAUAAUGCAUGGCAGUCCCGGUGGGGGCAGCAGCAGCAACAGCAGUGUCGGUAGCAAUGCAACCACUCAACAAAUAUGCACGCCUCACAUUGAGGACUUUAAGGUGGAGAAUAAUAAUCAUACCGGUGUUGAGACCACUGGCGGGCAAUUGUAUCGCGGAUUUAUCGCUGUUAUUAAGGAGAAUUUUGGCUUCAUUGAGACACUGUCGCACGACGAGGAGGUUUUCUUUCACUUUAGCAACUACCAAGGCAAUCCCAAUUGGCUUGAGUUGGGUCAGGAGGUGGAGUACACUUUGGCACCCAAUGGCAACACAUCUGUUUCGGGCAAUUGUCUGCCAGCUGAGAAUGUGCGCACAUUGCCGAAGAACUCGAUUCCGCAACCAGCGGUGCUGGAAACCGUACACAAUGGCGUUGUGGCACGUCCAUUGCGUUGCAUCAAUCCGGAUCAGCAGGAAUAUGCCGGACUAAUUGAGAUACUCGACGAGUCGAGAACUACGAUCAUUUCGCAGCAUGAAUUUGGCAUCACCAGUUUGGUGAAUAAGCGUGAUUUGUUGCAGAAAGGCGAUCUGGUUAGCUUCCGCAUCGAUGAGAGCGGCCGGGCAGCCGAGGUGCAUGCUGUGCGUCAGAAGAAACGCGCAACUGUUGACUCGAUCAAGGGUCAGUUUGGAUUCCUCAAUUUUGAGGUUGAAGACGGCAAGAAGUUAUUCUUUCACAUGUCCGAGGUGCUGGGCAACACUGUGGCUCUGCAUCCUGGCGAUACUGUGGAGUUUUCAGUGGUUACCAAUCAGCGUAAUGGCAAAUCUUCAGCUUGUAAUGUUUUGAAAAUAAACGAUCGUCCCGAUCGUCUGAUCUCGCGCCUUAAGCUCAAUGGCGAGGAUGGUAUACCGCGUUUGAUUCUCAUUCGCGCACCCAAGGGGCCACAGGGCAAAGGCUUCUCCGUACUCGCACGCCAUCCACGCAUUCCAGGCACCCUGGUGGAGUAAUUCCAAAUCAGAUAUUAGAUGCAAAUUAAAGACAAUGCAUGCAUACAUUCAAUAUAUACAUUUAUAUACAAAUAUUUAUAUAUAUAUUCUUGUACGCUACAACAUCAACCAACAACAAGGCUUAACGAUACCAUACAAAGAAGGCACAGCAACAACUCCAAACAAACCGUAAAACAACAAUUGCAAACAUACCAACUACAAUGUGAAUUUGUCGCUACAACCAUAUAAUAUGAAUGAAAGAUACAAUUUAUUAAGUAACUUAUUAACUUAGAAAACAAAACAAAAAACUAUUGGAAACGAUAAUAAUAAAUGAUAGUAAUGCAUAUGGCAUACCACAUACAUACAUAAAUACAUGCAUACUUACAUAAAUAUAUACAUGCAAAUAUAUUAAUGAUGAAAAAACAUACUAAACAAACUCAAAAACAUAACAAAAAACAAUUUCUACGUGUCUGAUAAAAAUGUAAACGAAAUUAAAUAAUCAUUAUUAAAAAACAAACAAAAACUAAAAAAAAAAUACAACCAGGGCCCUCCUCCUUUUUCCUAUUCGUAAUAAUGCUACACAGUUUAUAGAUUCUGUUAAAUUUGAAGUUGUGCGCUGCUUAAAACUGAAAUUCAAGUGUCUGAGAGAUGAAACCAAAUUGUGUGUAUACGUAUACUAUUUUUCAACUAGUUUUGCUUUAAUUUAAUUUAGCAUAUAUAAAAUGAAAUACAAAAACAAAAAAAAAAUGAAAAUAAUAAAUAAAAAAAUCAAAUAAAUAUUGUAUAAUGGCAACGAAAUCCUUGCAUAUGUGCGUUAAACAAAAUGUUAACCAACAACAAAGAGACAAACAAACAACAAUAUAUGCCAUAGAUGCGUAGAUAGUUUUUUCUCAACUUAUAUAUGCUCUAUAUUCUAUUAACCUAUUUCUAUAUAUUUUAAUUCUCGCAAAACUGUUCUUUCACUGCUUCUUCUUUGAAGUCUUACUGUUAAACUGGCAUAUAUAUUCAUAAAUAGAUGUGUAUAUUUAUUGAAUAAUUAUUGUAUACAACAACAAGAUGAUGGUGAUGAUGAUGAUGAUCAAAGUGACGAUGAUGAAAGCAACAAGUAUUUAUAUAUAGCAAACAAAGUCUUAAUUUCAAUUGUAACAUUUCAACACCAAAACACUCGACGAGUAAUAUUAACUGUGUUUGUUGUUGUUUCACGAAUUUUUUCUGCAUUCAAAAGGGUUGCAUUAACUUAUUACAUAUUAUAAUUAUACAAAAUACAUACAUACAUCUGCAUACAUCUUACAUAUACAACAAAACAUAUUUAUUUCAACAACAAGAAAUCGAACUUUGUAACUAACACACAAAAAAUAAACAAAAAAAAAAACUAAAUACAAAAAAAAAAACAAAACAAACAAAAAAUGAAAAGAAAGAAAUUAACUAAAAGUCUUGUAUGAGAGUAAAGAGAAGAGCAAAUGAAAUUUGCUGCGCCAAAUCUGUUGAAACCAUUUAAUGAAAGAUUACAAAAAUUAAUUUUUAAAAAUGUAUUUUUAAAUAUUAAAGUAUAUAUAUAGAGUAAAAACAAAAAUCUAAAAAAAAAAAAAAUACAAAGAGAGCGUGUCGGAAACAAAGAGCAAAUAUUGUGAAAAAAAAUUAUGAAUUUCAAUUACUAAAACAAGAGAAAAAAAACCAAACAAAAAAAAAAUAACAAAAAACAUUUAACAAGCUAACAACAAAUUUGGGAUCAGUACGUCCUACUAUAGCCAUGUUAUACAUAUAUACAACAGCAACAAGAGAACACUAAGCAACACAACAAAUCAUGAAAAAUAGUAACUUAAAUAUGUAUAACGCUAUUAUACGAAUAUCUAGGUAUACAUACAUACAUAAUCGUCUGAUAUGCCCAAGGAUAUAACUGCAGGCGUUUAGAUAUUUAUGCAAUGCAAUGAAAUGAACAGCACAGACACAACAGAACAGCAACUAAUCCUUAUUUAUAAAAUAUAAAACAUAAAAAAAUCGUAAAACAUACACACAACAAAAAAAAUGCAACAAAAAAAACAUAAAACAAAAAUACAUAUGUGCUUGAAUACGAAAGAAAAACAAAAAAAAAAAAAAACAAA
This is a messenger RNA of Drosophila albomicans, 9756 nucleotides long. It is a transcript of the gene Unr, whose product is annotated as cold shock domain-containing protein E1. The record is from RefSeq and is a predicted model, not a curated record. Gene Ontology annotation, molecular function: nucleic acid binding. NCBI's taxonomy places the organism in Eukaryota, Metazoa, Arthropoda, Insecta, Diptera, Drosophilidae. Bases 4481 to 7675 code for a protein of 1064 amino acids. The transcript is spliced from 11 exons.